This is a messenger RNA of Cladocopium goreaui, 1491 nucleotides long. The record is from the annotation of a GenBank genome assembly. NCBI's taxonomy places the organism in Eukaryota, Dinophyceae, Suessiales, Symbiodiniaceae.
AUGGAGGGAGUUACAGAUCAGAGUGUUCCGGAGUUAAGGGCAACGGCAGUGGCAGAUGUUUCGGUGACUGGAGCAGCGGUUGUCGCAGUGGCGGCCGCAGAAGGAUUGGUCGCCUCGGUGGUGGACCCCAAAGCAGCACAAGUGGCCACAGGAGGAAAUCAAACUGUAACAAACCAGCCAUGGGAUGCUCAUCUGGAAGAUCCGCGGCUGCAGACGGGCUACAGCUUCGUGCCAGAGAUGAGUUCGGAGGAGCGGCGUUCGGCGUUGAACCUUUGUGGCCCCCACGUCACCGAGUUCAUGGAAAAAUGUGAAUUCAUCAGUCUUGGAUGCUACUGCGCUCCGUCCUAUGCAAUGCAGCUUCUGAAUGUGCGAAAGAACUCAUAUCCAUUCGAUUGGACACGAAGUUCGCUCGAGGGCAUUUUGCACUGCAUGGAGAACAGGUUUGAGGAUUUCCUCACCUAUUCGACCUACAACAUGGUGGACCAGCACGUAGUCUUUGGUGGCACGCGUUGGGGUGGAUCCUUUUGGCAUCAUAACCUGGAAGCGCCGAUGACCGUUGAGGACAUGACAAGGCGCAUCCAUCGCUUCUUGGGCACCGGGGACGUGUCGCCCAAGGUGCCACGUGUCUUCGUUCGGAUCGUCAACUCCACGCGGGAGAUCAGCCAAGCUCUUCGCCUUCGUGAUUCCCUGAAGCAGCACUUCCCGGAAGCUCAGGUACCAAGGCGACAGGACUUCGGUCUCAUUUCGAUCCAGGAAAUCUACUUGCUGCUAUUGGUGGAGCUGCAGAUGGAGCGCGGCCCAAUUGCCGUGAGAUUUGUGGCAGUUUCUCUUUCAAUGGGCCUGUUGGUGUUGGGUGGCUUCUGGAUGCUGGGGAUUGAGGUUUUACAGAGGAGGAAUUUCGACAACAACCAGCACCCAACCGGCAUCCACUUUCAGUCAGCGGUGCCAGAUGUGCAGAGGCACUGGUCGGGGGCCACAGCCGUGAAGUGGUGGGCUGGUGAAGGUCUCGAAGGACAACAGGUUCGUAGCGUUGCAGCUUGGCCCGUGCUUUCGAAAUGCAUCUACCAGUUCGAUGGCGGUGACCCUGCAAGAGAGCUGUUUGUACCGCGCCGUUUCUGGGGACAGCAACUGAACACCUUCGGCGGUGCCAUGAUGGAGCGGCUCCUGUCGCUGACCCAGCAGCAGGCAUUCGUACUGCCAAUCGGAGUGGAUGCUUCCAAACCAUUCCCAGUGCAAUGCUUUGGACGCUAUCUUCAGGCUGGUGUUGUGGGUCCUGGUCGGAGAUGGCCGUCCCAAGCCGCUAAUUCUUGUUUCAUUUUCCACGUUCCAUCAUUGCUUGCUGGCAGAGGUACAAUUGCCGCCCUUUGCUCAGCAGGGUUUGGUGGUUCAGCUCUUUCUGAACAGCGGACAGCUAAGUGGCUCGGUGGUGACUCAGUGAUGGCAUGCCAAGUCGAGAAACUUUGGAAACAGCAAGUCAAAGACAGGUUAUGA